AUGGCGGCGGCGGCGGCUGCUGUGGGAGGCGGCGGCGGCGACGCCACCCUGGGGAGCCUCCUGGGCCUCGGACGGAGCCUGCGCCGCCUGCAGGGCCUGCUGGGUGACAGCAGCAGCAGCGACGGCGCGGAGGAGCCGGAUGAGUUUCUGGGCUUCCACUCCGAGGAUGAGGCCUCCCAGAGUUCUUUGCGCACUGCUCUACGGUCUAAAAGAGGUGCGGCUCUGCCUGCCCGCGGGCGGAAGAAGAGGGCGCUCUCCGAGGACAGCCGUUCCAAGCGGCUGGCCAAGCAGAAGGCCGCCGAGUCACAGAGGGAGCGUAUGGUGAAGGCCUUGGCUGAACUGCUUCAGAGGGCCAAGGGACCCCCAGCCCGAUUGGGCAGGCCACCGGGUUCGGGCCCCAAGAUAGGCAGGAUGCUUCCCGAGCAGACUAAAGUUGGCCUGGAAGCAGGCGGUUCCGUAAAAGCCACCCUCUCUCCCACCCUUCCUCCACAGACCGGGAAGAAUCCCAACUCCAUUGCAUCCGCCAGGCCACGCGGCCGGCCACGGGGCUCCUUCACCAAGAGACCCAGGACCACGCCUGGACCUCCUUGCCAAAGCGUCGAAGCUCCAUGUUCCCUCCCCGAACCUGAGCACAAGAGCCCUUCGCCCUCACCACGCCCAGCUGUCAGCCCCUCCCCACCAUCCCCAGAACCUAAGAAGCCCCCACUCAUCCUAAAGUUCUUUUCCAAGGCCAGGCGGCAUAAGUCCGGCAAGUUGGUGGUCACCCACGUCCGGCUAAAGGGCUCUGGCCACAGAAGGGGCCGCAAGAGGAAAUGGAGUGUUGUGCAGAAGAAGAGAAGCUCCCCGCUCCCCUCCCUGUCUGUCUCUGAGUCGGAGGCCCCUUUGUCGGAGUCGGAAGCUUCUGCCCCUGAACGGGAACAAAAAGGGGUGGCUUCGACUCUGGAGUCGCAGCCGGAGGUUCUCGAUGAGAGUCCAGAACCACAGCCAGAACUUCCAGCCCCAAAGGCAGAGGCACAACCAGAUGUGUUCGCUCAGGAGCCAGAGAAACAACCAGAGGCUCCGCCCCCCAUGGUGGAAGUCUGUCGACCAGAACUGGAGGCUCCGACUCCAGGAGACGGCGUUCCCGCUUCACCGAAUGGACUUUCCGGGAAACAAGGGCAACAGCAGGCCGACCCACAGAGUGACAGGACGGGGGCCCUUCCCGUGGAGGGGUCUUCCAGCAUCUCCCGUUCCACCCGGGCACAGUGUUCAAAGCGGGGCCGUGGCCGCCCGCCCCUCACCGCUUCCCAGCGGGCCCAGCGCAUGGCCUCUCAGCAGCAACCAACCAAGGCCCGAGAGGAGGCUUUGGCGGCCGCCCAACAGGCUGGUGGCACCGGCUCCGAGGAAGCCCCGGCUCUCAAGGCCACGUUCCUGAAGAAUAUCCGCCAGUUCAUCAUGCCUGUGGUGAGCGCUCGCUCGUCACGCCUCAUCCGCACCCCCCGCCGCUUUAUCGACGAGAUCCCGCAGAAGACGGCCAAGCCUGUAGAAAGCCCUGCUGCCCCGGAAGGGUCUUGUCCUGACAAACAAGAGGCCCUCCUGUCGUCGUUGCCGGUGACCUCACUGCAGCUGACUCCCCCGAACCCUAGCUCUCCGAGUAAAGAUAGUUCCAGAGCUCUCUCCCCGCCACCUUCCCCUAACGUUCCCCAUAUAGCUUCCUCUGCUUCCGCCCUGCCUGAGAAGCGGCGUUCCAUCCUCCGGGAGCCCACUUUCCGCUGGACUUCCCUGAGCCCCACUUCAUCCCCCAAAGAUCUGGGCAAGACCCUGUUCCAUCUUCCUAGCGAAGAUUCCCCUUCUUUGCCCAGCACUCCGACGCUAACCCCUUCGCCCCCCGCCAAGCGGACCCCCCUGCUGCGGGCCCCUCAGUUCACGCCGAGCGAAGCACACCUUAAAAUCUACGAGUCGCUGACGGUGUCUUCCGAGGAGUCCGAGUCGGCGCACGCUUCCCCUGAGGUCAGGAGAGACACCCCGGCAUCGCAGCAGCAAGAAGCUCCCACCCUCCCCAAUGAGCCGGUGGUGGUAACCCGCAGCAGCAAGAGGCUGAUGGGAAGGACGAACCAUCUCACCUUGCCCCUCUUCACGGAGGUCCCGAGACCGCUCGGGGCCCAGGGCAAAGAGCUGAUCACCAUGGAGGAUGUGAAUUCUCCCGGUGUGGUGCACAAGGUGGCCAUCCGCAGGGUCGUGCCUCCGGCAGUCCACCCGAAGGAGGAGGAGGCCGAUAGCUCGGAGAGCGAGGCGGAGCCGGCCAGCCCCGGUUCAGGAGAGCUACCGCCCCCUCCGGAGGUGCCGAAGCCCAUUAUGGCCCAGCUGUCGAGCAUGGACAAAGUGUACAGCUUGCUCACUCGUGCCAAGGUGCAGCUUUUCAAGAUCGAUCAGCAGAAGAAUUUCAAACUGGGCCCGGGGUGUCAAACCAUCAAGAUCGAUGUUCUGGAGCCCCCAAAGGUCCAGAGCAAGCAGGAGCCGAGUUCGGAACCUAAAGCGGAUGGAGAGGAUGGGAAAGAUGCAAGGAAGCAGGGCCAGGAAUCUCCGGUGCAGGGCCCUCGAAUCAAGCACGUGUGCCGGCACGCCUCGGUGGCACUGGGGCAGUCUCGUGCCAUGGUGCCGGAGGAUGUGCCACGCCUCAGUGCCCUGCCACUGCGGGAGAGGGAGGAGAUCGCUGCUUCACCCACUGUUGAGGAGACCUCCUCGGCCUCCGAGAGCGAGAGCGGGCAUCAGAAGCAGGUGAAGGCAGACGCAGCCGUCAAGGCCGCGCCGCACCCCGUGCGCCGCCACGUCUCCCACCACCACCAUGGCAAGAAGAACCGAAUGACCCGCUGUGGGAAGUGCAAAGGCUGUCAGAAGCUGCAGGACUGCGGGGAGUGCAUCAACUGUCUGGACAAGCCAAAGUUUGGUGGGCCGAACACCAAGAAGCAAUGCUGCGUGUAUCGGAAAUGCGACAAGAUAGAAGCGCGGCGGGUGGAGCGGCUGUCGAAGAAAGGUCGUACGGUAGUGAAGCCCAUUGUCCCUUGGGAUUCAGAGGAUUCUCAGGAGGAGUUCCCAGCCCCUUGGGAAGUCAUUCUAGGGGCCACAGAGACGGCCGAGCAAGAUUCCCUGCUGCAGCGCAAGUCGGCGAGGCGCUGCGUCAAGCAGAGGCCCUCCUAUGACAUAUUUGAAUCCUCCGACUCCGACGCAGAGCCUGUGUCUGGCUCGGCCACGCAUCGCCGGAAAUCUUCCCGGGACUCAGAUCUGCUUCCCAUGGACUCCGAGGAGCAGAGCAGACCCCGCAGAACACCUCUCCAGCCGGUGGUGCAGCUGAAGGCCCGGAAGAGGCCAGAGAAGGAUGUCUCCUCUUCUGGCACCCUCCCGUCCAUCUCCAAUGGCUGGAAUGGGAAGCAGAAAUCUACGGACGGCGUCCACCGGCUCAGAGUGGAUUUCAAGGUAAGGGAAGAGUGUCCGGCUGCAAGGCAGCCUCUGGAACCACCCUGA
This is a messenger RNA of Gekko japonicus, 3501 nucleotides long. RefSeq names its product histone-lysine N-methyltransferase 2B-like. The transcript has 10 exons. Lineage: Eukaryota; Metazoa; Chordata; Lepidosauria; Squamata; Gekkonidae. Bases 1 to 3501 code for a protein of 1166 amino acids. Gene Ontology annotation, molecular function: zinc ion binding; DNA binding. The record is from RefSeq and is a predicted model, not a curated record.